Molecule: messenger RNA, 4720 nt
Organism: Serinus canaria (Common canary)
Lineage: Eukaryota; Metazoa; Chordata; Aves; Passeriformes; Fringillidae
Gene: COG3
Product: component of oligomeric golgi complex 3
Exons: 23
Coding region: 120-2600 (826 amino acids)
Biological process (GO): intra-Golgi vesicle-mediated transport; Golgi organization; intracellular protein transport
Cellular component (GO): membrane; COG complex; cis-Golgi network
Source: RefSeq, a predicted model, not a curated record
GCGGCGCGGCGCGCUCCGAGCCUCCCCCGGAAGCGCCGCCCCGCUCCCGGCGUUCCGCUGCGCUCCGGGCGCCGCUCCCGGCCCGCCCCGGCCCGGCCGCCCGUCCCGUCGCCGGCAGCAUGCUGGAGCCGCCGCCCGCGGAGCCGCCGCCCGCGGGCAGGGACGUGCGGGACCGCCUCAGUCUCUGGGACCGCCGCCCGCAGCCCACCGCGCCGCUCAGCGACCGGCAGACCGACUCGGUGCUGGAGCUGAAGGCGGCGGCCGAGAACCUGCCGGUGCCUGCCGAGCUGCCCAUCGAGGACUUGUGCAGCCUGACAUCCCAGUCGCUGCCUAUUCUGCUGACAGCUGCGGUGCCAGAAUCCACAGAGGAUGUCCUUUUGAAGGGGUUUGCAACACUAGGGAUGGAGGAUGAAAGAAUUGAAACAGCACAGCAGUUCUUCUCCUGGUUUGCUCAGGUGCAAACACAGAUGGAUCAAGAUGAAGGUGCCAAGUAUAGACAGAUGAAGGAUUACUUGUCUGGCUUUCAGGAGCAGUGUGAUGCUAUCUUGAAUGAUGUGAAUAGUGCCCUUCAGCACCUGGAGUCACUGCAAAAACAGUAUCUUUUUGUGUCCACAAAGACAGGAACUCUGCAUGAGGCCUGUGAACAGCUUUUGAAAGAGCAGUCCGAACUUGUUGACCUGGCUGAAAACAUCCAGCAGAAACUUUCUUACUUUAACGAGCUGGAAAAUAUCAACACUAAAUUGAAUUCCCCUACGCUGUCCGUGAACAGUGAAGGAUUCAUUCCCAUGCUGGCUAAGCUUGAUGAUUGUAUUGCAUAUAUUUCAUCACAUCCAAAUUUUAAAGACUAUCCUGUAUAUUUGACGAAGUUUAAACAAUGCCUUUCUAAAGCUAUGCACCUUAUCAAGACAUACACUGUGAAUACACUACAGAACCUCACAACCCAGUUAAUGAAAAGGGAUCCUUCAGCUGUGCCAAAUUCUGACAAUGCCUUCACGCUGUUUUAUGUGAAAUUCAGAGCAGCUGCUCCCAAAGUCAGAACUCUUAUUGAACAAGUAGAGCAAAGAUCUGAAAAAAUGCCAGAGUAUCAGCAAGUUCUCAAUGAAAUCCAUCAAUGUUACCUCGACCAGCGGGAGCUUUUGCUUGGUCCAAGUAUCGCUAGCACAGUUACAGAAUUAACCAGCCAGAAUAACAGAGAUCAUUGUGCUCUGGUACGAAGUGGUUGUGCCUUUAUGGUCCAUGUAUGCCAGGAUGAACACCAGCUUUACAAUGAGUUCUUCACAAAACCAACACCAAAACUGGAUGAACUCUUGGAGAAGUUGUGUCUUUCAUUGUAUGAUGUCCUGAGGCCAAUGAUCAUCCAUGUCAUUCACUUAGAGACACUUUCUGAGCUCUGUGGGAUUCUCAAAAAUGAGAUGCUAGAGGAUCAUGUACAGAACAAUGCUGAGCAACUGGGUGCAUUUGCAGCUGGUGUCAAGCAGAUGUUGGAAGAUGUGCAGGAGCGCCUUGUCUAUAGGACGCACAUUUACAUUCAGACUGACAUCACCGGCUACAAGCCCGCACCGGGCGAUCUUGCCUAUCCUGACAAGCUGGAAAUGAUGGAGCAAAUUGCACAGAGUUUGAAAGAGGAACAGAAGAAGCUGCCAUCUGAAGCUUCAUUUUCAGAUGUCCGGCUAGAAGAUCCCGAGUCCUGCAGCUUAGUUAAAUCUGGUUCAGCUGAAUCCCUUAAUCCCAGACAUCAGAGCACAAUUUCACCUGCAGAUCUGCAUGGAAUGUGGUAUCCUACUGUCAGAAGGACUCUAGUGUGUCUCUCUAAACUGUACAGAUGUAUAGAUAGGGCAGUGUUUCAGGGAUUAUCACAAGAGGCCUUAUCUGCGUGCAUCCAGUCGCUGCUGGGAGCUGCUGAUUCCAUCAGCAAAAACAAGACCCAGGUCGAUGGACAGCUUUUCUUAAUAAAACACCUUCUGAUUCUUCGUGAACAAAUUGCUCCUUUCCACACUGAUUUCACCAUUAAGGAAAUUUCCCUGGACCUUAAGAAAACUAGAGAUGCAGCAUUUAAAAUCCUGAAUCCUAAGGCAGUUUCAAGAUUUUUUAGAUUGAACAGCAACAACGCCUUGAUACAGUUCUUACUGGAGGGUACUCCAGAAAUCAGAGAACAUUAUAUCGACUCCAAGAAGGACGUAGAUCGUCAUCUGAAAUCAGCUUGUGAGCAGUUUAUUCAGCAGCAAACCAAACAGUUCAUAGACCAGCUGGAGGAGUUCAUGACAAAGGUAGCUGCUUUAAAAACAAUGGCCACUCAAGGAGGUCCCAGUUACAGCCUUUCACAGCAGCCUUGGGCACAACCAGCAAAGAUCAACGAUCUGGUCUCUUCCACUUACAAGACAAUAAAAACAAAGCUGCCAUCAACUUUACGAAGCAUGUCCUUAUACUUGUCCAAUAAAGAUACAGAAUUAAUUCUGUUUAAGCCAGUCAGGAAUAACAUUCAGCAAAUGUUCCAGAAACUCCAUGCUCUGUUAAAGGAAGAAUUCAGUAAUGAAGACCUCCAGAUCAUAGCUUGUCCUUCAAUGGAACAGGUGAACUUACUGCUGUCGAUGUCCAAGUAGCCGAACAGUGAGGCUGCUUGGAAUAAGCUUCAGCCAAAUGCCAGGGAGUGAAGGGAAUGCAGAGACAUUUGCUUGAAGUAAACAAAGGAUCCCUGUGCAGUCCAGUCUGCUUCAAAACUAUCCAGGCUGCUUAACCCUGUUUUAGGGAAAAAACCCAAAAUGAACAGGUUUAUUGAUUUGGUAAAGGUCUUCCUGUUCAUUGGCUUGAGCAGUGGGCAGAAGAAAAUGAAACAAAAACCCCUUUGCUGAUCACUCUUAUGGAAGCUCAGUUACUGCCUUUUCUAGAUAUUUUCAGAAUUGAAAACCUUUUUUUGUUUGUUUUUUUAAUGUAAAAACCAUUCUUGCUUUCCCUUAAUGAGUUGAUAUAUGCAAUGGAAAGUCACACUUUCAAACAAAUGCUGGAAAUACAGUGCAGGGAAUCAAAUGAGAACAGCAAUAGAUAUUUGUGAGACUUGGGAGAUGACCAUAUUGGUAUGACAAUUUGACUUAAGCAGGUGUGCUCUGAGUUUUUCUUUAACUUCUCUGAAAAUCCUGGUAAUCCACCACAUGCUUGAAAGUAAUUCAGAGGUUGUUGCUUGGGAAAACUUAAUUUUCCACAAGUGAAGUGUUUCUUGAGACACUGUAUGGUCUGUCUUUCUUACACUCUUGUGACUGGGAGCUGUGAGGCCUGAUCUGAAGUGUCAUACUCUAGUCUUUCUCCAUGUGAAGGGUCUCAGAUCCUCGGGGUUUGCAGUGAAAGCUGUGCAACAUAAUUUCUGUUGUUUCUGAGCAAACUACAUGUUUUCAGAUGCUUUACAGCACUGCUUAGCUUUGAGGGUUUCAGCUAUCUAAUUUUAGGGCAGAGUUGGUUUUUUUUGCCUUUCUCAAGAUCAGAUGGUGGUGUCACAUUGUUUAAAGUGGGAAUGGUGUCUGGAGCUUGCACAGCCUUUGUGCUCUGGAGAAAAUGCUAAUCAGGGGAUGUGGGGAUGCCUGAAACUGAUGUGCAAGUCUGUCAAAUCUGCAUUGUAAAGAGAGGAUAAGUACUCAGUAACUGGUAAACAGUGCACACUGUGGAGUGAGCAUUAAUUGGACAUUACUGUGGAAAGCUGGAUGCUAAAUGCCUGGCUCUUAAUGGAAUGAACACUUCAGGGUCUGUCAGUGUGUAAAUCUUCAUUGUGCAGCACUGUAAAAUGAAAAUGUAGUGGGUUAUGUGACAGUUUUAAUCUUAUUUAUAAAGCCUAUUCUGUACUUUUGAAUAUGAAGAAAUUUCCUUGCACAUCAGUGAUAUUUUGAUUUAAUAAUUUUCCUGAUAUAAAUAACAAGACUAGAGUAUAAGAUGGUAGGAUUGAAAGCUACCACAAGAAGUGUUACAGCAGUGGUGCUGAAAUACAUAAAUGGUACUAAUAGGACCUUACAUGACUCCUUAAAAAUUAAGUAAAGGAACUAACAAGGAGAAAAACUUGCCCUCUCCCUUUACUUAUGUAGAAAUACAGUCUGUAAAAUAAUGUCCAGUGCAUUGUAAUAUAUGUAUAUUUGUUUUUUACAAGGUUUUUCAGAAGGACUGCAUGGUCACUGUACAGAGUUAUGACUAACUUAAUGCGGACAUUGUACAGCAGAGUUGUGAAGGGUAAACCAUGGCAGUAGUCGCUCUUGUGCUUGGGAUCUUUUUCUCUCUUAGAGUACCCAGACAGCUCUAGGACAGCUGGUGGAAGGAUUAGAAGAGCAAUCAGUUUAUACAGCCUGUUUGCUAAAUGAACAUUUGUUUAAACAUGUACAGUUUCAGAUAUUUACGUUUACAAAUAGUGUAAAUAGUUUCAAAAGAUUAAUUUAAGAUGCUUUAUAUUAUCUGACUAGAAACUUGCUGUUUUUAAUUUUUUUAAAUAAAAAUGUUGCCUCCUAUUUUGGUCCAAGAGUAAAGCUUUAUUCUGUAUCCUGAGGCUUGUCUGUCAAGAUAACUGCAAUACAGAGACAAUAAACAUCCUAAUAAGCACAGGUUGUGCAUUGCUGAAAAGUGUUCUGUUUAUAGCAGUAAGAGAAUUGAGUUUAUUCGACACAGAUAUACCUGAGUGCUGAAUGUACAGCUAAUUGUUAAAUAUAUGCCUCUUUAUGGUUAUAAUAAAAGUAAAUUUGUAUUUUCUUUA